Messenger RNA from Dendrobium catenatum, 3334 nucleotides. RefSeq names its product plasma membrane ATPase. Gene Ontology annotation, biological process: regulation of intracellular pH; proton export across plasma membrane. The record is from RefSeq and is a predicted model, not a curated record. NCBI's taxonomy places the organism in Eukaryota, Viridiplantae, Streptophyta, Magnoliopsida, Asparagales, Orchidaceae. The transcript is spliced from 15 exons. Gene Ontology annotation, molecular function: ATP binding; ATP hydrolysis activity; P-type proton-exporting transporter activity. Gene Ontology annotation, cellular component: plasma membrane. Bases 179 to 3034 code for a protein of 951 amino acids.
CUCCUUCCAUCUCACCUUUUCCUAUUUCUAAUCUCUCCCGUUCUUCUUCUCUUCGUCGGAGAGCGGGUGAAUGGUAGUCGGGAGAUAGGGAUUCCAGCCUCCUUUAUUCUCUUCGGCAUCUAACUUUUUGGGCAAUUAUUAGGGCUUCGUUGGGCGGUGAGAGGGGGAGAAGGGUGAUAUGGCGGGCGACAAGGGGCUAAGUCUCGAGGAGAUCAAGAACGAGACCGUUGAUCUGGAGAGGAUUCCCGUGGAGGAGGUAUUCGAGCAGUUGAAAUGUACCAAGGAAGGUCUCACGUCGGACGAGGGAGCCCAAAGGCUCCAGAUCUUUGGGCCCAACAAGCUCGAAGAGAAAACGGAAAGCAAGUUUCUCAAGUUUCUUGGCUUCAUGUGGAAUCCCCUCUCAUGGGUGAUGGAGACAGCUGCCAUAAUAGCCAUCGCAGCGAGGGGGAAGAACCCUGACUGGCAGGACUUUAUUGGGAUUGUCGUCCUUCUCGUUAUCAACUCCACCAUCUCAUUCAUCGAAGAGAACAACGCUGGUAACGCAGCCGCCGCUCUCAUGGCCCGCCUUGCUCCUAAAACUAAGGUCCUUAGAGAUGGUAGGUGGUCUGAGGAGGAUGCUUUCAUCCUUGUACCCGGAGAUAUCAUUAGCAUCAAGCUUGGAGACAUUAUCCCAGCUGAUGCUCGGCUUCUUGAGGGUGAUCCCCUGAAGAUUGACCAGUCUGCUCUCACCGGUGAAUCUCUUCCUGUGACUAAGAGCCCUGGAGAUGAGGUUUUCUCUGGUUCAACCUGCAAACAGGGAGAGAUUGAGGCAGUUGUUAUUGCCACUGGUGUCCAUACAUUCUUUGGCAAGGCUGCCCACCUUGUUGAUAGUACCAACCAAGUUGGUCACUUCCAGCAGGUUCUUACCGCCAUUGGGAAUUUCUGCAUCUGCUCCAUUGCCAUUGGCAUGCUUGUCGAGAUUGUAGUAAUGUAUCCGAUCCAGCAUCGUAAAUACAGGGAUGGGAUUGACAAUCUGCUUGUUCUCCUGAUUGGAGGCAUUCCAAUUGCCAUGCCCACCGUUUUGUCAGUCACCAUGGCGAUUGGAUCUCAUCGGUUAUCACAGCAAGGUGCAAUUACGAAGAGGAUGACUGCCAUUGAGGAGAUGGCAGGCAUGGAUGUGCUUUGCAGUGAUAAGACGGGAACGCUAACUCUUAACAAGCUGAGCAUUGAUAAGAAUCUUAUCGAGAUUUUUGCAAAGGGAUAUAGCAAGGAAGAUGUUGUUCUAUUUGCUGCAAGGGCAUCAAGGACAGAAAACCAGGAUGCCAUUGAUGCUGCCAUGGUUGGGAUGCUUGCAGAUCCUAAAGAGGCAAGGGCUGGCAUCACUGAGGUCCACUUCCUUCCUUUUAACCCUGUUGACAAGAGGACUGCUUUAACUUACAUUGAUGCUCAAGGGCACUGGCACCGUGUCAGCAAAGGUGCUCCUGAACAGAUACUUAGCCUAGCCAAUGCCAGGGAAGAUGUUAAGAAUAAGGUUCACAGUGUGAUUGACAAGUAUGCUGAACGUGGACUUCGGUCUCUUGCUGUUGCCAUCCAGGAUGUUCCAGAAGGGAACAAGGAAAGUGCAGGAGGGCCAUGGCAAUUUGUAGGUCUUUUACCUCUCUUUGACCCCCCUAGGCAUGACAGUGCCGAAACCAUCCGUAGAGCUCUAAAUCUCGGCGUUAAUGUUAAAAUGAUCACUGGUGAUCAGCUAGCCAUUGCUAAGGAGACUGGCCGAAGGCUUGGAAUGGGAACUAACAUGUAUCCUUCCUCAGCAUUGCUGGGCCAGAAUAGGGAUGCGUCAAUUGAUGCCCUCCCUGUGGAUGAAUUAAUUGAGAAGGCUGACGGUUUUGCUGGAGUGUUUCCAGAGCACAAGUAUGAAAUUGUGAAGAAGCUGCAGGAGAGAAAGCACAUUUGUGGAAUGACCGGAGAUGGUGUCAAUGAUGCUCCUGCAUUGAAGAAGGCUGAUAUAGGAAUAGCUGUUGCAGAUGCAACUGAUGCUGCCAGAAGUGCUUCAGAUAUCGUUCUUACAGAGCCUGGCCUUAGUGUCAUCAUCAGUGCUGUGCUAACAAGCAGAGCUAUCUUCCAGAGAAUGAAGAACUACACUAUUUAUGCAGUCUCCAUCACCAUUCGGAUUGUGCUUGGUUUCAUGCUUAUUGCAUUAAUUUGGAAAUUUGAUUUCUCACCUUUCAUGGUUUUGAUUAUUGCAAUUCUGAAUGAUGGUACUAUUAUGACAAUCUCAAAAGAUCGAGUAAAGCCUUCUCCAGUACCUGAUAGCUGGAAGCUUAAAGAAAUUUUUGCCACUGGAAUAGUGCUGGGCAGUUAUCUCGCUUUGAUGACUGUCAUCUUCUUUUGGGCUAUGAAAGAAACCGACUUUUUCUCUGACAAGUUUGGCGUUCGAUCGCUGAGGGGAAGCAAUCAUGAGAUGAUGGCUGCACUUUACCUACAAGUGAGCAUUGUGAGCCAGGCCCUAAUAUUUGUGACUCGUUCCCGAAGCUGGUUCUUUGUUGAACGUCCUGGGCUUCUCUUAAUCAGCGCUUUCAUCAUUGCUCAACUUGUUGCAACCUUUAUAGCUGUCUUCGCCAACUGGGAAUUUGCAAAAAUUAAAGGUUGUGGCUGGGGCUGGGCUGGAGUUAUCUGGCUCUACAGUGUAGUCUUCUUUCUUCCUCUUGACUUGUUGAAAUUCGCCAUCCGCUACAUUCUCAGUGGAAAGGCAUGGGACACCCUCAUCGACAGUAGGACUGCGUUCACUUCCAAGAAGGAUUAUGGUAGAGAAGAAAGGGAGGCGCAAUGGGCGAUGGCGCAGAGAACCCUCCAUGGCCUGCAGCCUCCUGAGACUAACACCCUCUUCACUGACAAGAGCAGCUACCGCGAGCUAUCGGAGAUUGCCGAGCAGGCCAAACGCCGUGCUGAAGUUGCAAGGCUCCGUGAGCUGAAUACAUUGAAGGGACAUGUAGAGUCAGUUGUGAAGCUGAAGGGUCUCGACAUUGAUACCAUUCAGCAACAUUACACAGUCUGAUCUGCGGGACCACAGAUAGAAGGAAUGCUUCUCGCUUUGUAUUCUAUGGCCGCUUGGGUUUUGCGCCAAAUUAUCUAAUGAACUCUUUUUUUUUUUUUUUUUUUUUUUGAGUUUUUUUUUCCUUAUAUCAAACUAGUUCUACCUACUUUUUUCCUUAAUAUGCUCUUAUAUAGUAUUUCUUUAUUAUUGUUAGAGCUAUGAAGAGCAUAUGAUAUAUUUCUUUUUUUUUUAUUUAGCCCAUUUGGGAGAAUGGAAAUGUAAUCCUUCCAAUAAUUCAAAACCCAGAUAUUCUUGCCCUCA